Messenger RNA from Homarus americanus (American lobster), 497 nucleotides. Its product is annotated as cuticle protein 7-like. The record is from RefSeq and is a predicted model, not a curated record. Bases 50 to 424 code for a protein of 124 amino acids. The transcript is spliced from 3 exons. NCBI's taxonomy places the organism in Eukaryota, Metazoa, Arthropoda, Malacostraca, Decapoda, Nephropidae. Gene Ontology annotation, cellular component: extracellular matrix.
CUGGUUGGUAUAUAAAGAGUGACUCAGUGAGGUAGGAACACAGUCAUCCAUGAGACGUGCUACCAUCAUGAAGGUUAUUGUUGUAUUGAGUGUUGUGGCUGCUGCUGUGGCUGCCCCGUCCAGUUUCCAGCCCCGCUAUGGGUACUCCCCCGCCCCGACCUACCAGGGUCCUGCUCAGUACAGCUUCGACUGGGCGGUGAAUGACGCUCCCUCCGGUAACGACUUCGGCCACGAGGAGACUCGUAACGGUGACAACACCCAGGGGUCGUACUACGUGCAGCUUCCCGACGGUCGUCUGCAGCGGGUGACCUACACUGUCAACGGCGGCUCGGGGUACGUGGCCGAGGUCACCUAUCAAGGCGAGGCUCAGUAUCCAUCCUACAGGCCAGCCCCAUCCUACAAUCCAGCCCCAGUGUAUGGUUAAAACAUAUAUAUGAUAAUUGUAAAUUAACAGUUAUAUAAGUUAUUAAUAAAGCUAAGUAGGAAAACAAGCAAAA